Molecule: messenger RNA, 4995 nt
Organism: Culex quinquefasciatus (southern house mosquito)
Lineage: Eukaryota; Metazoa; Arthropoda; Insecta; Diptera; Culicidae
Exons: 16
Coding region: 94-4845 (1583 amino acids)
Biological process (GO): protein phosphorylation; receptor guanylyl cyclase signaling pathway; cGMP biosynthetic process
Molecular function (GO): peptide receptor activity; guanylate cyclase activity; protein kinase activity
Source: RefSeq, a predicted model, not a curated record
GGUUGUGCAUUGUGAAGAGUUUAUUUUGUGUGAGAUCGUUUGUGCGCCAAGCAAAGUUGUAGUGAAAAAGGGGCCAAGCCGCCAGUUUUCCCCAUGAGGCACCCGAGUCGUGGCGCCACCAGCCAAAAACUGCUGAUUUUCGCAGUUUUGCUCGCGACAAGCAUCCGCCAAAUUUUACGGCCCGUUCAAGCUCGUACUUUGUUGCCGUCGCUGGGAAGCUUCAACGGUGACGACAACAACACCGGCUACAGCCGGUCACAGGACGAAACGUCGUCUGCGGAAGUGUUCAACGGAACCCAGCUCUUCCUGGAAGAGGAGGUCGUGGAGUUGACAAACUCAACGCUGGACCUGGAAGAAAGGGAAGAAGAACCGUCGUCCAGCUACGUUCUCGUCGUGGUACAAACGGCCAACCUGGAGCUGCUACACCGGGAGCUGCUCGGCUUCGAGCAGUUGUUCUCCACGAGCAAGUUCCGGCGGAAGGUGCGCUUCCGACGGUGGAAAGAUAUGGCGACCUUCGAGCGCUGGCUAGCCGAUCCGGCCAUCGCGACGGUCCUGUACGCGGCGUCCACCCCCGGCGACGUCGAUGAGGACGGAUUCAAUACCACGCAGGCGGCUGGCACUGACAGCGGCGGCGGCGGCUUCAUCGGGUUCUGUGACAGCCUGUCGACACAUCUGUCCGCCCGGUACGGCAAACCGGUGCUCUUCUGGCCCUGCCCCCGGAUGAAGCAAACGGACAAGUUUGUGCCGUCCUACGAGACGGUUUCGUUCGCCGUCAAAAGCAUCUCGCAGCAGUUCAACUGGACUGAGGCAACUUUGUUUGCGCCAGAUGCUAAUUGGGCGCUGCCGUUGGCACUGGCCAUCAGCCUGCCCAUUCCGACCCGGAUCGUGCUGGACGGCGAGGAGCUGGUGCGGAGUUCCGUGCCGGACAAGGCUGGCAGUGUGAUAAUCGUCUGCUCGUCCAUCAACUCACCCCACACAAUUGCCACCAUCCGGCGUCUCAGGACACUGCGCCGCACCAAGCUUCUCCUGCUGGACACCGCCGGCCAGACCACCAUCUUCGACGGCAGCAGCAGCCUCUACCGCAGUCUGGGUCGUCACGACGCCACCGGUCGGCUCAACCUGCUGGUGCUGACGGCGCUAACCGAGCGCUUCAAGCACGCCCUCAACGCGGUCCACGGCAUCGACCUAACCUCAAAUUACGAACGGCUCAGCGAGCGACUGCUGAAAAUUCGACUCGAUGACGACAGCGGGCUUGAAGAGGGACCUGCGAAUGACAUCCGGCGGGGCUCAAGUGGACGGAAAGUCCGUGUUGAGUGGCUUGCCGGUGUAAUUAAUUCGGCGAACCUGUCCUUGUCGAGCUGUGACUUCAAUUACCUGCAAACAAGCGCCAGCGAAGAGCUGGCAACACUGGCGCACGUGGAUCACGACCGUUGUAGGACUCUUCUCGAGAGCUACUGCGGCGUUGAUGAGACCACUUACGGCAACUCUUCGUUCCAGUUCGAAAACGCUAGUGACAAUGAAGAAUUAGUGCGACAACAGCAGCAGGUCGACAUCGAUCGAUUAUGCACAGUCUUGCGUAAAAAUCGUGACCUUUUGGUGGAAAACUCCACCAACCCCGCGAAACGGCUCAUCUUCAGCGCAAACUUCCACCUGUACGAGUACAUCCUGGCGGUGGCCCGGAACGAGCCCCACCUGCAGCAAAAGUUCGACUUUGUCGUGUUUGACCUGCAGAACGUGACGGCGGCCGUGUGGCGGCCGCUGUUGAUCGUGCGCCAGGAUCAGCUCGACUGGCAGCGCUUCACGAUGCACCCGGUGCAGCCGGGCUACGGGGACUGGAUGGUGGCAUCGGUGGCCACCAUCGAGUCGCUCUGGAUCUGCGGGCUGCUCUGCUGGGCCGUCAUCGGUGUGAUGGUGUUUAUGGUUGUGUCGAUCGUGUGUGCCAGCGUCGUGUUCAGCAUCGCCGUGAGAAACUAUCUGCUGAAAACCCGGCUCUCCAAGGGACCAAACAAGAUCGUUCUCUCGCCGUCGGAUUUCGUUUUUCCGGUUGACAUGAGAAGGGUUGACGAGGGUAUCGAGGCGAUGCUGUGCUGCUGGCUUCAGCAGCUGCAGGAGUUUGGCGGACCGGAAGUGGAAAAGCCGGACCUGCUGAAGGGUUCCAUCGGAUCGUUGAAAAAUCUGGGCCUUCCGGCGGCCAACACCACCAGCGCCGCCGCCACCACGAAAACAGGCUCGGGUAGCGGAACCCUGGUGCGGCCCUCGCUCGCCAACGCGGCUGCACUGGAGUUCAAGGCACGGUACAACGGUGAUUUAGUACAGCUGAAGGAAAUCCCGUCCAGCUCGUCGGGUUCAUCGUCGUCCCAGGAGCUCAAAAACCGGGCGAUGGAUCUGCUGGUGAUGGCGCACGGCUUACGGCACGAGAAUAUUAAUCCGCUAAUAGGUUGGCUCAACGAACCCACCCGAACGGCCCUGGUGUUCGAGCACUGUUCCCGCGGCUCGCUGCAGGACGUGCUCAUCAUGGACGAAAUAAAACUGGACUGGACGUUUCGGUUGAGUCUGCUGACCGACUUGGUUCGGGGGAUGCGCUACUUGCACGGGUCACCAAUCCGGGUACACGGCUCACUUUCGUCACGGAACUGCGUGGUCGACGCCCGGUGGGUUCUCAAAAUCACCGACUACGGUAUUCCGGGCUUCUUCGAAGCCCAGGGUCUGGUUGCGCCGACUAAAAGUGCCAAGGACCUGCUCUGGACUGCGCCGGAAGCGUUGCGUGCCGCCAAGGGUUAUCCCCGGUGUGGAACCCAGGCCGCGGACGUGUACUCGUUUGGGAUCAUCAUGCAGGAGGUGGUCGUCCGCGGGGAACCGUUUUGCAUGCUGUCCCUCGCGCCGGAGGAAAUAAUCACCAAAAUCAAAAAGCCACCCCCGCUGAUCAGACCGUCGGUGUCCAAGGGAGCGGCCCCGCCGGAAGCCAUCAACAUCAUGCGCCAGUGCUGGGCCGAAAGUCCCGAGAUGAGGCCGGAUUUCGUAACAAUUUGCGAGCGGUUCAAGCAGCUGAACCACGGCAGAAAGGUAAACUUUGUCGACACCAUGUUCCAGAUGCUGGAAAAGUACUCCAACAACCUGGAGGAGCUGAUCCGCGAACGGACUGAGCAGCUCGACGUGGAGCGGAAAAAGACUGAACAGCUGCUGAACCGGAUGCUGCCAAGUUCCGUAGCCGAUCGACUCAAGCUGGGCCUGGCCGUCGAGCCGGAGGAGUUCGCCGAGGUGACGAUCUACUUCAGCGACAUCGUGGGCUUCACGACGAUCGCCGCCCACUGUACGCCCGUCCAGGUGGUGGACCUGCUGAACGAUCUGUACACGUGCUUCGACGCCACGAUCAACGCGUACAACGUGUACAAGGUGGAAACCAUCGGCGACGCGUACAUGGUCGUCGGUGGGCUGCCCGUCCGGACGCCCGAUCACGCCGAACAGAUUGCCACGAUGGCGCUGGAUCUGCUGCACCAGAGUGGGAACUUUAAGGUGCGCCACCUGCCGGGAGUUCCGCUGCAGCUGCGCAUCGGACUGCACACAGGUCCGUGCUGUGCGGGGGUCGUCGGGCUGACAAUGCCCCGGUACUGUUUGUUCGGUGACACCGUCAACACGGCGUCCCGCAUGGAGUCAACAGGUUCUUCGUGGCGCAUCCACAUGUCCCCGCAGACCUGCAAUCUGCUGGAACAGGCCGGCGGCUACGUCAUCGAGCCACGUGGCCCCAUCGAGAUCAAGGGCAAGGGCAAAAUGCACACCUACUGGCUGCUCGGCAAGAAGGGCUUCGACAAGGUGCUGCCGACGCCCCCGCCAAUCGGGGAAUCACAUGGCCUGGACAUUGCCAUCCUCCGAAAGUCACUGUUCCAGUCGGAGCAGAACAACCAGCAGCAGCAGCAGCAGUACCAACACCCGAUCGUGUCCGUCGACAGCCACAACGGCGGUUCCACAACUGCCAACCAUUCGUCCAGCCACUCGCCGUCGGUCGCGGGCGAGUCGAUAGACGUGAAGGUCGAAAUCACCCCACCGAUGGCCAGCGACAAUCCCCCGUUGAUGGCUUCGAUAUCGAUCGACUCGGGCUCGUCCAACGCCAACUACACGCUCAACAUGGGAGACUUUGGGGCGAAGACUCCGCUGCCAAGUCCACAGGCCCGCAAGUUGUCGGAGAUUGUGUCGGACACGACGUUCCUCAGCGCCAACUCCAGCUUCAACCGACUGAAUCCGUCCCCACCGGGAAGUUCCUCAACGCGGCUGUUCAAGAGGAUUGAAGAAAUGAUCGACUUGAGCUCGCCGUACAACUACUACAAGUGUCUGAGUCCAAGCGAGAGCAAUCUUUCGCAGUGUCACAUCGACGGGCGGUUCCACGGCUAUCAGGUCAACCGGAUGGACUGUUCGAGCAAACCCGGCUCAACCCGCUUCCUGCGGCGCCAGUUCAGUCUGGACAAGGACGACGUUGGACCGUCGAUGAGCAACAGCCAAAAGGCCACUCUGGACACGAUCUCGUCCAUCUCGAUCGAUCGCGACCAGCUGGCCCGCAUGGGAACCCUGUCGUCGAUCCCGUCCAUAAGCUCCGCCAACUCGGUUUCGAUGUCGGCGUCCAAGCAGCAACGCACCAUCGGCAUCCACAAACAGCAAUCGGCCAGCGUGGCCCAAGAUCUGGAGAAGAUCGAGGAGAUCCCACUGUCGCCGCAGUCCCAGUUCCUGGUGAACCACAACACCACCAACAGCAACAGCACUUCCAGCCUGCAGUCGGAAGUCAACGAGAAGGCACGAUCCGCCCAAAACGGCAAGGAACUGUGCCUCAGCAUCGAAGCGCUCGGACUGAGGUGAGCUCAGCUGGACGACGACGGUCACCUGCGGCGACGGACCAUGGCCACCAGCAGGUUCUGCUUCAGCCUCGAGCGAUGAUCCUCUAAACCGCGUCUAAAAAACCUAACACACGCACUUCAGGGUAAUCACAAAUCAAAAUGAUCAAAAAAC